Molecule: messenger RNA, 737 nt
Organism: Vigna unguiculata (cowpea)
Lineage: Eukaryota; Viridiplantae; Streptophyta; Magnoliopsida; Fabales; Fabaceae
Product: hydroxyproline-rich glycoprotein family protein
Source: RefSeq, a predicted model, not a curated record
UUUCCAUUGUUGAAAUGUGACAAAACACCUGUAGCCAUCCAAUAAGACCACCACACACAUUUCUUCAAACUCACCUUAACUUCGUUCACUCACUCUCUCACACCCACUCGGUUCCUUCUUCCUUCUUCCUUCUUUUUUCUUCCUUCUUCAACCCAUUUUCUUUUUCAUCCAAAGAUGUCCUCCACCCACGCAAACCCAGCAACAUCAUCCACUCUCAUCUUCCUCUCAAUAUUACUCCUUUCUUUUGCAACCAAAACAAAAUCCGACAACCCACCGUGCCCGUAUCCGUGUUACCCACCACCCACCGGAGUCGUCACUCCCACAACCCCUUCGGCUGGCGGUGGUUCCACCGUUCCACCGGCACCUCCUCAACCCGUGUUAACAUAUCCGCCACCUUCCGGGUCCUACCCUUAUUACCCAACACCGCCUUACGGCGGCGAGGGCGACUACAACGGUAACGGAGGUGGUGUUUCUGGCACCCCGCCACCCCCUGACCCUAUUCUUCCCUACUUUCCGUUCUACUACAAGAAGCCACCCCACAAGCCAGAAGACAACUCAGCACCCACCAGUUUAAAGAAACGGAAGGAGAUGGUUUUCAUAACUAGUUUCUUGUCGUUGCUUCUUCUCUUUGUAUAACUCUCUUCAUCCAAAUCUUCGUGUACUCUAAAUUGUUAAUUUAAUGUUUUUUUUUCCUAUUGUUUUGAGAAAUAUAAUGGUAAGUUAUCCACGUUUUCUUU